CAGACGGCGGCCGGGUCACGUGCUGCUAAGCUGGCCGCGCCGUCGGCGGGGCUGCAGCUGCGGGGACGGCGACAGGAGGCGCGGGGAUAAGCUGAGCCCCUCGCCCCGGAGCAGAUGAUGCAUUUCUUGUGCUCAGCGAUGAAAGCUCAAAUUGAAAUCAUCCCCUGCAAGAUCUGUGGCGAUAAAUCAUCAGGAAUCCACUAUGGUGUAAUCACUUGUGAAGGUUGCAAGGGGUUCUUCCGGAGAAGCCAACAGAGUAAUGCCACCUACUCGUGCCCGCGGCAGAAGAACUGUCUGAUUGACCGAACGAGCCGGAAUCGGUGCCAGCACUGUCGAUUACAGAAGUGUCUGACAGUGGGAAUGUCUCGUGACGCUGUCAAGUUUGGUCGGAUGUCCAAGAAGCAGAGGGAUAGUCUGUACGCUGAGGUACAGAAGCAUCGCCUGCAGCAACAACAGAGGGACCACCCCCAGCCCCCUGGUGAAGCUGAGCCCCUAACCCCACCUUAUAGCAGCCUGGCAGAACUGAACAACGACCUCAGCAACCUGUACAUGGAUGGGCAGGCAGCGGAAUUGGGCAAGGCAGACUCGGCAAUGAACAAUCUUUACCUGGACAUCCAGCCGUCUCCUGACCAGUCCGGUUUAGACAUUAACGGCAUUAAACAGGAGCCCAUUUGUGAAUAUGCAACAGCCCCGGACUUCUUUCCCUACUGCUCCUUCACAGAUGGUGAGACGUCUCCAACUGCCUCAAUGGCAGAGCUAGAACACCUUGCACAGAACAUUGCCAAAUCGCACAUUGAGACCUGCCAAUACCUCCAGGAGGAGCUGCAGCAACUAAUGUGGAAAACGUACAUGCAGGAGGAGCUGGAAAUUUAUUUGAACAAGCCCAGGGAGGUGAUGUGGCAGCUGUGUGCGAUCAAAAUCACAGAAGCAAUUCAGUAUGUGGUGGAGUUUGCCAAGCGCAUUGAUGGAUUCAUGGAGCUGUGUCAAAAUGACCAGAUCGUACUUCUGAAAGCAGGUUCUUUAGAAGUUGUGUUUGUCCGAAUGUGUCGAGCGUUUGACUCCCAGAACAACACCGUGUAUUUUGAUGGGAAAUUUGCUGGACCUGAUGUCUUCAAGUCGCUGGGUUGUGAUGACUUGAUCAACUCUGUCUUUGAAACUGGCAAAAGUCUGUGUGCGCUGCACUUGGUGGAGGAUGAGAUCGCCUUGUUUUCUGCUUACGUGUUGAUCUCAGCUGAUCGUCUAUGGCUUCAGGAGAAGAUUAAAGUUGAGAAGUUGCAGCAGAGGAUCCAACUGGCCCUUCAGCACCUUCUGCAGAAACAUCACCGAGAGGACGGCAUUCUGACCAAGCUCCUAUCUAAAGUGACCAUGUUACGAGCACUGUGCAAUCGACACACUGAGAAGCUCUCCUCAUUUAAAGCAAUACACCCAGACAUUGUGCGUGUGCAUUUCCCUCCACUGUACAAGGAGCUGUUCAGCUCUGAGUUUGAGCAAAUAAUGCCAACAGAUGGAUAAUCACUGGCACCAGUCGACAUCGCAACUUGGAAGUCCUGCCGCGGGUCACAUAAUGAGAUUCUGUUGCUCAGUGCAUCAGCCGUGUGCACGGCCCAGGAGAUCAAAGAGGCGGCAAGGUCCUGGGUGACUUUAGAGGCUUGGGGCGGGGGGAUUAACAUUAGUUUCCUAGUGAGAGUUGAACCUGUUUUUCUCAUGCAUUUAGUUUGUGUAGAGCACAGCGUACAGUGACAUUAUAAUGCUGAGAAGCUUCUUUAGAGCAAAUCUUUUACAGGGUAUAUUAAGUAAAUACAGUGACUAUAACAUUUAAUAUCAGUAUAUCAUUUUAACUUUGAUGUGCUGUGAGAUGAUAUAUAAAUCUAUAUUUUAAGCACCUUUUCCCAGUUUGUACAUGAUAUGUUGGUAUUUAUUAAAUCUGUUAAAGGACAUGCACAAGAAAUACAAGUUUAAUUGUUGAGUGUACAGGAGGGGGUGCGAGUUUCAGAUGCUGCUGUUUAAAUUGAUAUUUCUGUGUUGUAGGAAUGCCCACACGAUUUGUCUGGUUUACAAUCGCACUCCAGUUUCCAUUGUCUGUGUGGCUGAAUAAUGUGCAACAGAUCCAGAAUAGUACGGUGAAAGGUGGUGGGAUCAAAUGAUUUAUAAAAUACAAAGCCUUGUCUGGACCACUUAAGAAAGAGUUCUAUUUUUAUAACCCUUGUAUGACUAUUAGGAAGCACUUAAAUAUUCCGGCAAUAAAAGAGAAGUGAUUUGUGUAAGAUGCUUUUUUGUAAGGCAAGACAAUAAUAGAAAGAAAUAUUAUUUUCUAAAAGCUUGGUAUUAUUUUCUUCUGAGACCAUGUCUGAUUCUGUCUAGUGAGAUAUUUCAUCUGAUGUGCCACACUGUUUAUGUUGUUCUGGCAAAUAUCCUUAAAAUGGAGGUUUCCUUGUGAAACAACAUUCCAAAAAUGUGUGAAUAUGUAGAAAUGUCUAAAGCACAUGUCUGGAUUUUGGUGGGGAGAGUGGCUGUGAGGUUUAGAUGUUAGGUGUACAUGGGGUGUGAGUGUGUGCAAAUGGGAGUAAUGGGUUGUGUUUGUGUUUGAAUGUGGGUAUAUGGGUGAAGGAAUGUAUGUAUAUGUGUGGGUGAGUGUGAGUGUGUGCAUGUGGCAGUGCAUAUGUUUGUGGCGAGCCUGCUUCACUGUUGCUUUUUGCACGUCUCAUUGCUCUGUAGUGCAAUAUGUAAAAGAGCACUCACUGGUGCACAUUUAACCCCUCAGGGAAGUAAACCGUGUGUUUCUGCAGUCUCUUAUUGUGCUAAGGGCUGUUAUCUGUGUGUCUGUGUGUGAGGUAGUCCCGGAGUUAGUCUGGCUCCGGGGGUGAUCUGAAUCUUGCAGUUUAGGCCAGUGUUUGUUUGAGUGUGGUGGGUUAUCAUUUGGCUGGCAUUUGCUGUUACUGUGAAAACAAUCCAGGAUUCUGACUGCAUCUGAAGACUUUUAGGAAGAAAUUCCUCGUGGUCAGAUGGAGGAUUUGAAACUUUAGCUCAGGGAGCCUGUUUGGUUAUAAUGAGGGUAUGAAAAUGGUCAGGUACUUCUGUUAACAGCAAAACAGCAAGGACAUACAGGCUCAAAGAGGUUGCAAACUGACUUUACAAUAAAUUACAUACAGUUACUAUUUAGUUACAAAUCAAUGUCUUUCAAAACCUCAGCCAUUGUACAAGGAUGGUUUAGGCUUUGUUUCUAUUGUGGGACUGCUUUUUUUGUGGACUCUUCUAUGGAAUACUGAUAGAUGCCUAACUUUAUCAUCACACUGUUCAGCAGGCAGAUCUGUUCUCCCAAAUGUUUCUACCUAAGCGGCUGCCAAAUGUCCUGUUGCAUGUUCUGAGAGUUUAUACGGCCCACAACUUGCUCCCGUUCAGCCUGCUGGGGGGAAGCAGAAUCACUGUCAGAGGGACAUUCCCCAACUGGGAUAGGGAACAAAGCCCUUGAUCUAGUCUGAAGAAAAGGACAACUUGAUCCCAGAGAAUACACUAGUAAAGUAAAGCCCUUUAGAAUAGCCAUUAGCCUUCAGCUGAAGCAUUAGCUCCACCCUUGGCACCUUACCUGCCUACUGUGUACUAGGGCAUUGCCACACUCUGUUUCCUCGAGGUGACAAGGCAGUAGGGGUAGGCUGCAGUCACCCCAGCAGUCUAUCCACUGAUCACCCUCACCAGGAUUUUUUGCUGUGGUGGUGUUCGGGAGCAUCCAUUCCAGGACUCUGCUGAGCCCAUGGCAAACGCCAAAUUCCUAUCUACUCAUUCACACAGGACUCCACUGCCACAAGUAUUUGAUACCCUUUCUCAUAGUUGGGUGACCCAUCCACAGCUCCCCCUCACUUUCUUUCUGGUUGCAUUCUCCCAAUGAAUGACUGUCAAGCAGAUUCUUGUCCAAGCUACAAUAUUUCCAUAAUUAAUAAGCAAGAGUUCAAAAUAAAUAUGAAAAAACACAGCUGUUCUUUUUGCUCCCUCAAUGUUUAUUUUUUCAUUAUCCCAGGUGAUUAGUCUUCAUUUCUCGGAAUCCUCGGGAUAAUCCCAAUGAUUUGUCAACUCCAGCAGUGUUUAAGGUAAUUAAUUCCUGCAUUCUCCCCCAGAUGUGUUUCUGCUCCAGAUCAGUGUUCUGGCUGCCAAAGGACAGUGUAUAACUCCUCAGAACUCUGGGUAAAUACUGUCGAGCAGAUCCUGCAGUGGCCUGCUUUCAUCUGCACAAGGUCAACUGGCUUCCUCAAGAACAUGCAAUCUUUAUUGUCACCAUAAGGCAGGGUCUUCAAAUAAAUGAAAAACUGUAGAUGCUGUAAUUCUGAAAUAAAAAGAUAUAAUGCUGAAAAUACUCAGCAGAUCUGGUGGUGUCUGUAGAGAAACGGUUGACACAUCACCUGUUGAUUGUUCCUAGCAUUUGAUGCUUUUAUCUUUGAGUAAAAGACAAUACCCUCCACUCACCCUGUUCUGAUUCACUGCCACUGUGCCCGCUCCUCCCCAUCAAGGGUCAACAGUUCGGUAACAAGGUACAACAAAAUCAAGCUGCUGGAAGACCAUCACGGGUGGUCUGGACCAACAAAGGAAAAGGGUGGAUUAGUGAUACAACUGAAACUUUGCUCAGAGCUGGUCCACAACGAUCAACAAACUUAGAAACUAAACUUCCAGUUCUCCGCUCUCCCCUGUGAGACCUGUACAGAUAAGGCCUCUGUGCCAUCAGCAGUUUCUCUUAGAAAGACAGAUUUCCAAAAACUACAAGAAAUCCUAGUGCGUUUCUUUUACCUUGGUGCCAUGGAGAGUUAUAUUGGGUGCUUCCCAGACCCGGGAACAGUGCCUGGCUAGUGAAACAAUUCAUUUCAACGUGUACACAAUCAGCACCAGUGUUGCUCAGAAGGUCAUCAACGUCCAUUACCAAUGUAGCUCAAGUGAGAUACUACUCUGGGGUUGGCAGCCCUUGGGAGAGUCACCAGCUGGUUCUGUGGGUGUGGGAUGUAAGACACUGUUGGCAUAAUUUAAUGGGGCACAGCUUUUCCUUAUUCACUAUGAAUAAAACCUCAUCUGUUUUAAGUGAGAUUUUUCUCCUCCCUUACAUCUAUGAUUAUGUAUUGAAACUACUUAGACAUGGCCACCUGCUCUUCAGUUGUUGGUAAGCAGAGGCUUGAUGGGCUGAAGGGCCAGUUUCCCUGCUUCAUCUUUCUGACUCUAUCUUCCACUUUGCUCAGUAUUUGCACCCCACUCAGCAGGUACCUCACCACAAUUGAUUUAUUCCUCCUUGGUGUUGCCUGCUCACUAACACAUGCUCUCUGCACUGCGCAGUAUCCAUGGAAGUGUUCUCAGAGUUCAUUUGCACAAUUUAGUUCAGGCUCCUUUACAUUGACAGGGGAGUAUGGAUUUUUAGAACAUUUGAAAGCAGUUUUUAAUGUGCAAACAAUUUUACAAUCACAAGCAAUAAAAGAUAUUUUAUAUGGUGAAAAAAAUUUUCUUAAGAAGUUUUUAAUCGAGAUAUUUGUUUGAGUUGCUGUGUGCAUUAAUCUCAUCCAAACAAUGGCCUGGUGUUUGGACAUUAAUGUAUCAGAUUAAAGCGGACUGUGUCCCUUGUGUGUGUUCGUCCUCAUUGAAGGGGGGUGUUUUGUGUUGUGGGUUGGGCCAAUGUUGACCUUUGCAGCUGUAUUAUACUUCCCCAAUCUAAAGAAAGUGUUAAUGGGGCAAGCCCAGACAAGGCUUUUACUGUUAAUGUCAGGUGGGAAAGUUUCAAAUAGAAUUUUAUCCAUUUUUAUAAAAUCUUAGCAAUUUUUGUCUCCAAAGUUCAAACAAUAAAAGCUAAAAGUCUAGCUAUAAAAUCAUGUCAAGCAAUAAAAGAUUAAAAAAAUAAAUAUCUGUGCAUAGUAAAUCUUAGACCUGGGCUUGUAAAUGCUGCCUGCUAUGUAUUACCUUCAUCGCUGUAAAUUACUGACUGUUUGGUACAGAAGAAUUUGCAAUGGCCCAUUUAGAAUCCCUACCCUCUCUUUUAUCUUAUAAUAUUUAAUGUUGAUUCACCAUGUAUACAGUUAUCCUUUUUAAAAUUAUUUGUUUCUAUAUAGGUAAGGAAGAAAAUGGUAUUAUCAAGCUGCUCGGAGCAAAUAUUUAACUGUUUAUUAAAUAAAGCAUUAUAACUGUAUAAUAUCUUUAUGUAUAUGCUAUUUUAGCCAUAGUUACAAACUAAGGUGUACUGUUUUGUGUUUCCUGCUGUGUGGUGCUAGAUGAGUUGCUUUUGAGAAGAAAUAUCAUUGUUCCUGAAUAAUACCACCGUGCAGUCACCUUAAUUUCACUAAGUAGGUCAGCCACAGAUACACGUAUUAAAAGGCAAAACUUGGGAUACAUACAAAGACUGGGAUAAUUUAUUCCUCUUGAUAAAGGACUGUGUUACUUCCUUUAGAUGCAUCUUUUUUGAAUCUCUUUGCCUAUGGUCUGUCAAUCCGAGAUAGUCUUGUUCCUUCACUGAUUCUUAAAUAAAACAAGUAUUUUGAUCUGUUUGUAAAUAAAACUGUAAAAAGAGAGAUUUAAUGUUGUCUUUUAAAAAUUCAGAUUUUCAUUCUAAUAUGAAUGUUGUUAUAUUGUACUUAGAAACAGUUACCUUUAAUAAUACCGUAUGAAAACUGCAGUUGGCACAUCAAUUUCAGAUGUGUUCAUGUGCAGUUACCCUCACAAUAAAAUUAUUGCUUAUUAUUG
Messenger RNA from Hypanus sabinus (Atlantic stingray), 6699 nucleotides. It is a transcript of the gene roraa, whose product is annotated as RAR-related orphan receptor A, paralog a. Gene Ontology annotation, biological process: regulation of transcription by RNA polymerase II. Gene Ontology annotation, molecular function: nuclear receptor activity; RNA polymerase II cis-regulatory region sequence-specific DNA binding; zinc ion binding. NCBI's taxonomy places the organism in Eukaryota, Metazoa, Chordata, Chondrichthyes, Myliobatiformes, Dasyatidae. Bases 115 to 1512 code for a protein of 465 amino acids. Gene Ontology annotation, cellular component: nucleus. The transcript is spliced from 10 exons. The record is from RefSeq and is a predicted model, not a curated record.